AUGCAUUCGCGUCGACCCGAGACCUUGAAGAUUGACAUCUCCAAGUAUAGGGGAGUCGAAGAGGACUCCCUCUUGAGAUGGUUCGUCGAAUUGGAUGACGCCAUAAGGGCGCGUCGCAUCGACGAUAGGGAAAUGCAAGUUGCAUUUGCCCAGUCAAAUCUGGCAGGACGUGCCAAGACUUGGGCACUGGGGCUCAAGUUGCACGACCCAUAUGCGUUUGGGUCGUUAGAAGUCUUCAAGUCGCGGCUCAGACAAACGUUUGAGCCGCCUAGAGCUGAGUUCAGAGCUCGAACCGAACUCUUGAAGCUCAAACAGGGUAAGCGUGAUGUGCACGCUUACGCGCAACAUAUACGACAUCUUACGAGUUGUAUAAAUUCCAAUCCGGUGGAUGAACACACGUUGGUUUCGGUGUUCAUGCAGGGUCUUGCGGAUGGUCCCGUCAAGACUCACCUGUUCCGGCUUGAACUAGAUUCACUAGAACAAGCCAUUUCCAUUGCGGAACAGGAAGACUUCAGUCUGAGACAGGCUCGCGCCAGCUCGACAUCAUAUCGUCAACCGAGACGAUAUGACAACGGAGGUCCAGAGCCGAUGGAACUCUGUUAUGUAGAGAGCGAGAAGGCUCGCUCUACAGACUACAAGAAGUUGCAGAAAUGCAACAGAUGUCAAAAGACAGGACACUACGCUUACGAGUGUAGUGUCCCUCGUUCAGUGUCUCGCAACACUGGGCGUAGUGACCGUCCACCCAUGAGAAAGGGGCAGGGACGCGGGUCCGCUGUUGGUGCAAAGACGCAACAACGGGAUGGACCGUCAAAAAACGGACAGGAUCAGUAG
Messenger RNA from Peronospora matthiolae, 831 nucleotides. The record is from the annotation of a GenBank genome assembly. NCBI's taxonomy places the organism in Eukaryota, Oomycota, Peronosporomycetes, Peronosporales, Peronosporaceae.